AUGUGGCGCCCUAGGUGGGAUCCUGGCAUCCUGAAGGCCGAGGCCCUGGCCCUGCUUCCCUGCGGCCUGGGUAUGGCGUUCUCUCAGUCACACGUGAUGGCCGCCAGGCGACACCAGCAUGGCCGACUCAUCAUUGAGGUGGACGAAUACAGCUCCAACCCUACCCAGGCCUUCACCUUCUACAAUAUCAAUCAGGGCCGCUUUCAGCCACCGCACGUGCAGAUGGUGGACCCCGUGCCUCAUGACGCCCCAAAGCCACCUGGCUACACACGCUUUGUCUGUGUUUCUGACACCCACUCAAGGACAGACCCCAUCCAGAUGCCCUAUGGUGAUGUGCUGAUCCACGCCGGGGACUUCACGGAGCUGGGGCUCCCAAGUGAGGUUAAGAAGUUCAAUGAAUGGCUGGGCAGCCUGCCCUAUGAGUACAAGAUCGUGAUUGCGGGCAACCACGAGCUGACCUUCGACCAGGAGUUCAUGGCUGACCUCAUCAAGCAGGACUUUUAUUACUUCCCGUCCGUGUCCAAGCUGAAGCCGGAGAACUAUGAGAAUGUGCAGGCGCUGCUGACCAACUGCAUCUACCUGCAGGACUCAGAGGUCACUGUGCGUGGCUUCAGGAUCUACGGCUCCCCGUGGCAGCCCUGGUUCUAUGGCUGGGGAUUCAACCUCCCGAGAGGCCAAGCAUUGCUGGAGAAGUGGAAUCUCAUCCCAGAAGGUGUUGAUAUUCUUAUAACUCAUGGACCACCACUGGGCUUUCUAGACUGGGUCCCCAAGAAGAUGCAGCGUGUGGGCUGCGUGGAGUUGCUCAACACAGUCCAGAGGCGAGUCCAGCCGCGGCUGCAUGUCUUUGGCCAUAUCCAUGAAGGGUAUGGUGUCAUGGCAGACGGGACCACCACCUACGUGAAUGCAUCCGUGUGCACUGUGAACUAUCAGCCUGUGAACCCUCCCAUAGUCAUUGACCUUCCCACGCCCCGGAACUCCUGA
This is a messenger RNA of Cricetulus griseus (Chinese hamster), 981 nucleotides long. The record is from RefSeq and is a predicted model, not a curated record. NCBI's taxonomy places the organism in Eukaryota, Metazoa, Chordata, Mammalia, Rodentia, Cricetidae.